AUGGAGCAGGCUGCAACUACUACUGUUACCACCGGAAGCGCAAAAACACAAACACCACCGACAACGGGUGCACCACCAUCGUGCCUGCAGCAGCAGCAGCAGCAAGGCACCACCACGAAUGGUUCGUCAAAAGGACACCGGACGUCCCGGGCGAGCAACAAACAAUCGAUACUGGUGAACGGGCGGGCCAAGACGAAUGUGGCCGCCCGGCACCAGAAUCACUUCCACCAUCAUCUGCAUCACCCGCAUCAACAGCAUCAGCCGCCCUGUUCGACAGCUCAACACCAGCAGCAGCAGCAAAUCCAACAACCGCCGCUCAAGCACUAUCACAUUCCGCUGCAGGAUACGUACCACUCGCAGCAGCCGCUGCAACCGCUCCACCUGUCCACGCUACGGCUCGGUCAGGGGUCCUGCUACGCACCGCCGCCGCCACCGCCACUGCCGACCGCAAAGCUGGCGCCACCCCAAACACUGUCGCUCGCAUUGCCACCGUGCAAUGGCACCUACCUGGGGCAGCUGUCCGCUUCCUCCUCAACCUCGUCCUCGCAUCAGCAUCACCAUCACCAUCACCAUCAUCAUCAUCACCAUCUGCAGCCAUCGGGCCGCAUAGCUACGAUUUCAUCUCCAAUGUCACCGCCCGGUUCCUGCUGCGGUGCCGUUACCCGGCCGAACGAACUGAACUGCUGCCCGAUGGGUACGGUAGAUCCGUCGCAGCAGCUACGUGCGGCACCGCAGUCCGACGUUCCUACACCGACACUGGUCAAGGUGAAGGCAUGGUACACGGUCACCAAACAGGGCCUAACCUAUUGAGAGGCGUAACUAUCGGCG
Molecule: messenger RNA, 828 nt
Organism: Anopheles moucheti
Lineage: Eukaryota; Metazoa; Arthropoda; Insecta; Diptera; Culicidae
Product: myb-like protein Q
Exons: 1
Coding region: 1-810 (269 amino acids)
Source: RefSeq, a predicted model, not a curated record